This is a messenger RNA of Zootermopsis nevadensis, 1844 nucleotides long. RefSeq lists its product as uncharacterized. The record is from RefSeq and is a predicted model, not a curated record. NCBI's taxonomy places the organism in Eukaryota, Metazoa, Arthropoda, Insecta, Blattodea, Termopsidae.
GGAAGAACAAGAAGAUUGUAUACCAUCAUAUUUUGGUGGGGUUAAGGUCUGUGGGGUCGGGUCUGGUCAUCCUCACGUCUGGUAGCACAAAAAAUUUUCGGGUCCGGCCCGGUUCAAAUAUGUUUUCAGGAUUGUUAUCCUGCUUGAUAUUCUCUUUGCUUACAUGUUCCCUGCGCUAGUUAUCAUCUCGAAAAGCAACGGAAUAGAGAUAUGGCAAUGUAAAAACGAAGAUAGUUACCAGAUAUUAUAUAUGACGAUUUUUAAAACGUAAAAAGGCUAGUCGAAUAUUUAUAUAACAAAGGUGUUUUGCCUACGGUUAUGUCAUAUUUGUAAAAUACGAUGAGAUAUCAUCACAUUGUGGUACUUGGAAUUUGAUUAGCCAUCAUUAUAAUUAUUCUUCUACAGUCAGUCAUAAUGCCUACACAUAGGAGGAAAAAAGCAGAAAAAUUGAAAAAAACUGUUUCACCUUCAGUUGAACUUAAAAUCAUUGAAUCAGACAGACUUUCUUCUCAUUCUGAUGAAUCCAGUAAUACAGAAACCACAACUACAUCACAGAAAGCUGCAGAGCCCCAAGGAGAGAAUAGAAGUGAAGAUUCAAACAGUGUAGACUUGCCUUCAUGUGGAUUUAAAAAACCAGAACCUGAAGCCCCAUCUCAAGAAACUGAAAAAUAUGAAGAACAAAAAACAGCAGGUUCACCUUAUUUUUUGUUAAGGACACACGAAUCAAAAGUUGUGUCACAGAAAUCACAAACAAGAUCUCCACCGCAUAAGGUUGACGAAUGUGGAGAUUCAGGAGAAAUAGGUUCUCCUUUGUAUCAUUUUCAGAAACCAGGAACCAACGUACCUCAUAAAUCACAAACCACAGGCCCAUCUCAAAAAGCUGAAGAAUGUCUGAAUGUAAGAACAGAUUCGUCUUCAUUUGAAUUCAAAAAACCAAAAACCAGAAAGCAAUCUUUGAAAGCUGGAAAAUGUGGAGAUUCUACAAGAGAAGAUUCUCCUUCACCUGAAGUUAAGAAGCAGUGGAACAAAGCCUCAUUUGAGCAAGAAGAAGAUUAUCGUGAUCUACAAAACAUGGCUACUCUUCAGAAUCAGUUCACAGAUCCACACAUCAAAGAAUGUGGCUCUUCAGUUAAAACUCACAAAACAGGAGUUUCAUUUCAGAAAGAGGAAAAUUCUGAUGAUGCAAGUAAAAGAGAUUCACUUUUAAGAGAGUUUAAGAGACUGAAACAACGCGAUUUGGAGUUGGAUAAUGAAAGAGCAGCUUUAACCGAAGCAAUUGGUAAUGAAACAGGAUUAACAACCAUAAUGCAACAACUUCAUGAAUACAACUUAAUCAAAGAUACAGCCCAACUUAUUAUAGGUAGUUUAUCCAACGUACUGAAUGUUCCUAUAGCACAACUGCAUCAGGAAUUAAACCUCACUUUUCAAAAGUAGCAUUAAUAGAAAAAUAAAUCAGGAAGUACCUACUGUAAUUGUGUAUAAUAUCCAUAAUAUGCUCACAGCAACUUAUAAAAGCAUAAUGCACAAUCCAUACAGCAGAUUCUGACUGUUAAUUUGGAACUUUUUUUCAUAAUUAUUCUUUGUUGUAUUUAAUUAGUAGAACUAAUCUUAAAGUGACAAUUCCAUUAUUUUGAAAUUUAAUUUUUCAAUUUGUAUAUGUGGGAAUUUCUUCUGACCUAGAUAGAAUACAAUUUAAUUUGAAUAUAUGUUUAUUCCAACCCUGAUUCUGUUGACAUAAUGAAGUCUAUUGAAUAUGCAUGUCAAUAUAUUAGGAAGUACAUGAUAUAUUUGCUGCAACUUUCUGUAUUGUCUGAAAUAAAAGUUUUCAUUCUUGACAGUUUCUU